AUGAGUGUCAACACGCUGCACUCCCCCCUCAACAGCCUCGAUGGCUUGAGCACGCCGCACAUCAUGGUUGGCGCGGCCCUCGUGCUCGUCUUCGGCCUGGUCGCCUCUGUUGCGGUUCUUUCUUUGCAAAAGUCCAAGUUGGAUUGGAACAAGGGCUUCCUGUCCUACAUCCAAUUCGCCUAUUCUUGCUUUAUUAAGCCCCAUGAGCGUGAUAGUGAGGGCGAAGCCGGUCAGCAACAUGCGCUGGAAAGCUUCUACCGCGCUCAAGCUUCCGUGUACGAUGCCACUCGCAAGAGACUUCUUUGCGGCCGUGAGGAUAUGCUCGCAUUGUUGGCGGCUCAAUUGAAAUACCGCGAAUCUCAGCACCAAGUUUCCAAGCCGGUUUGGGUUGAUAUUGGUGGAGGCACUGGCUACAACAUCGAAGCCAUGAAUGCCUUCCUUCCCGUCGAUAAAUUCUUCUCGCACGUGUACCUGGUCGAUCUCUCCCCCUCCCUCCUCGAAGUUGCCCGCCAACGAUUCGAGCGUCUCGGUUGGAAGAACGUGACUGUCAUUUGCCGCGAUGCUCGGGAGUUCCGUCUGCCUGGUACAAAUGGUGCUGCCAAUGGCGGUGCUGAUAUCAUUACUAUGAGCUACAGCUUGUCCAUGAUUCCAGACUACUACAGUGUCGUCGAUUCAUUAAACAAUCUCAUGAAGUCUGAUGCUCUUCUCGGUGUUGUUGACUUUUAUGUCCAAAAUAUCGUUGAUGUUUCUUGCCGCAACUAUACCGGUGGUGUGUUCAACCGACAUGUCAACUGGCUUGGUCGUGCCUUCUGGCGUGCCUGGUUUGACUUUGACCGUGUCAAUCUGGAUGCUGCUCGCAGAGACUACUUGGAAUACAAGUUUGGAACCAUCAUUUCGGCCAGUGAACGAAACUACUUACUCGGCGGUAUUCCAUAUUACAUCUUCUUGGGUUGCCAGAAGGAUUUCACUUCCGGAAGAUCUAGCAUCGAGAUGCUCAAUGCUUCUUGGACCGAAUCACCAUACCUAUCUGCCGCCAAGCACCGACAAGAGAUGAACGACGCCGUUGAGAAAGCCACCCCUGAAAUCAAGUCCAAGGCAUACGAAUCGGCCGUUGUUAACCUCAGCACUAACCUUCCUCUGCCAUCUGCCUUUUACCAGAACCACCACCAUCGUAUCUACUACAACGAUCAACUUCCCAAGCACACUCAGUUCAAGGACGAGUACAUCUACGCUUUUAACUGGGAAGAUCCUCGCGUUGACCAUCGUUUGUUGAACAUCAACAGCGAGGACGUUAUUUUGACCAUUACGAGUGCCGGUGACAACAUUUUGGACUACCUCCAGAAGAGCCCUAAACGCAUCCACGCCGUUGAUAUGAACCCUAACCAAAACCACUUGCUCGAACUUAAGGUCGCCUCUUUCAGAGCCCUUGGCUUCGACGAUGUCUGGAAGAUUUUCGGAGAUGGCAAACACACCGAUUUCCGUGAACUUCUUCUAACCAAACUGAGCCCCCAUUUGUCUAGCCAGGCUUUCCAGUACUGGCUGGAACAGACCGACGUAUUCACUUCCAAGUCCAACAAAGGUCUUUACGAGACUGGUGGAUCCCGUGUUGCCAUCAAGUUGGUGAGAUACCUAUUCACAAUAUUUGGUCUACACGGCGUCAACAACAGAUUGUGUGAAGCCCAAACAUUGAAUGAGCAGCGCGAGAUCUGGCCCACUAUCCGCCGGGUUUUGAUUAGCAGAAUACUCAACUGGGCUAUCGUCAAGACCGAAUGGUUUGCCUGGAAGGCCGCCGGUGUUCCUCCUCCUCAGCGUAACAUGAUCAUCGAUGACUACUUGAAGCGCAACGGCCUCACUGGUGGAAUCAAGAAGAACUCGGACGUUAGCGGACGUGCUAUUUGGGAGUAUGUCGUUGACACAUUUGACCCAGUGGCCAAGGAUACUUUGAUCAGCAACGACAAUUACUUUUACUACCUCUGUCUCAAGGGCAAAUUCUCUCGACAGUGCCAUCCUACAUACUUGACUGCCAAAGCGCAUGAAAAGCUCUCCUCCCCUGGUGCAUUUGACGGUCUUCGUAUUCACACUGAUGGCUUGAACGAAGUCAUUGCACGCAUAACACCUCGCACAUUGACUAUUGCAGUGGUAAUGGACUCCAUGGAUUGGUUUAACCCCGAUGAAGAUGCCGCCGCCAAACAAGCACAAGCAUUGAACUGCGCUCUUAAGAUGGGAGGCCGUGUAUUACUACGAUCUGCCAGCAUUGACCCCUGGUACAUUAAGGACUUUGAAGCCAACGGUUUCACACCUCGCCGGGUUGGAGCACGAUUCCCAGGAACAUGCAUUGAUCGCGUCAACAUGUACGCAUCCGCAUGGGUCAUCACCAAAACUUCCGAAGUUGACGGCAACACACGACCUCGCCCUGACCUCGGUGAGCGAUCAAGCAGCACUGAGAUGGAGACUCUCACCCUUUAG
Molecule: messenger RNA, 2466 nt
Organism: Talaromyces marneffei
Lineage: Eukaryota; Fungi; Ascomycota; Eurotiomycetes; Eurotiales; Trichocomaceae
Exons: 9
Coding region: 1-2466 (821 amino acids)
Source: RefSeq, a predicted model, not a curated record